UUACAAAAAUAUUUUCACGAUUGUUUCUUCUCUAUCUCUCUCUAUCUCCGGCGGCCGUGAAACCAUGUGGUCGGCGACGCUCUCUUUCCCUUCCUUUGUGGCUCCUACUUCUUCUUCUCUACACAGUUUCAGGAAGCCUAGAUUUCCGAAGAUCAAAGCUUCGCUAUCUAAUUACCCUCUCGCUAGCAAAAUCAUGGUCAGAAAUUUACCGUUUUCUACUAGUGAAGAAUUUCUGCAGAGGGAAUUUUCAGCUUUUGGCGAGAUAGCUGAAGUCAAGCUUAUCAAAGAUGAGUCAAUGAAGAGAUCAAAAGGUUAUGCCUUUAUUCAAUUCAUGUCUCAAGACGACGCUUUCCUAGCACUAGAGACCAUGGACCGUAGGAUGUACAAUGGCAGGAUGAUUUAUAUAGACAUUGCUAAACCAGGGAAGCGUGAUUUCCAACAGCAACCGAGGACUUCUGGUCCACCCGAGAAGCUCCAGGUGCCAGAAGAAUCAGCCAAUAACGAGGUCGCUGAUUGUUGGUAUUAGUUGUUAGCAAUCAACUUCACCAAACUGAACUUGCAAUUAUAUAUAUAUGAUUAUUUAGAGAAUAAUGAGUCAAAUCUGUAUUCCUCAUUAGGAGACAAAUGAUCAGUAUGUAGAAUGUUAUCUUACUGAUAAACGAUUACUGACACAGU
Messenger RNA from Eutrema salsugineum, 675 nucleotides. RefSeq names its product organelle RRM domain-containing protein 1, chloroplastic. Gene Ontology annotation, biological process: mRNA splicing, via spliceosome. The record is from RefSeq and is a predicted model, not a curated record. Gene Ontology annotation, cellular component: U1 snRNP; precatalytic spliceosome; U2-type prespliceosome. Lineage: Eukaryota; Viridiplantae; Streptophyta; Magnoliopsida; Brassicales; Brassicaceae. Gene Ontology annotation, molecular function: U1 snRNA binding; mRNA binding. The transcript is spliced from 4 exons. The coding region runs from base 65 to 526 and encodes 153 amino acids.